AUUCAGUGCUUGAAGCAGAUGAGGAUAUGAUUUUUAUGCAUGUGGAUGAACCAGGAGACACUGACUUUGGCAUGGUGUACACAUCGGAUGACCGUGGUGUCCUUUACUCAAAGUCACUGGAGCGUCACUUGUUUGCAGCCAGCGGAAAAAGUGACUUUACCAACAUAACCUCACUUCGUGGAGUUUAUCUUACCAACGUCCUCGAUGAAGAUGGCAGCAUUCGGUCUGUUAUAACCUACGACAGAGGAGGAGAGUGGAAUCCCUUAAACAAGCCAGCUGAUGUUAAAUGUGCAUCAGAUAACAAGAGGUGCAGCCUUCACAUACAUGGGGAGUACAGCAUAUCUAAUCAGUUGGCGCCAAUGCUUCCACUUUCUGAUCCAAGCGCUGUUGGUUUGGUAAUUGCACAUGGUGAGUUAUAGUGACAGUUAAUAAUUAAUUUAAACAAGUUUAGA
This is a messenger RNA of Polyodon spathula (Mississippi paddlefish), 452 nucleotides long. Its product is annotated as sortilin-like. NCBI's taxonomy places the organism in Eukaryota, Metazoa, Chordata, Actinopteri, Acipenseriformes, Polyodontidae. Gene Ontology annotation, cellular component: Golgi apparatus. The coding region runs from base 27 to 419 and encodes 130 amino acids. Gene Ontology annotation, biological process: Golgi to endosome transport; vesicle organization; endocytosis. The record is from RefSeq and is a predicted model, not a curated record. The transcript has 4 exons.